Molecule: messenger RNA, 1668 nt
Organism: Adineta ricciae
Lineage: Eukaryota; Metazoa; Rotifera; Eurotatoria; Adinetida; Adinetidae
Source: the annotation of a GenBank genome assembly
AUGGUUCGAAGUGGUGCUGGUGUUAUUGCAAAGAUUUCGAUUCAAGUAAACAAACCGGAGAAACAUGAUGCAAGCUUUUGCCUAUCACGAGUUUUACUCAAUGAUAUUCAUCUACUGAAAUCAAGUAUGAGUGAUAAACCGAAGAAGCCACCGAUGGAACAGAUUACUGAUAAGAUGGAAGAACUUGAAGUUGGUCAAGAACAAAAUGAUGAAGAAUUAGAUGAAGAAGCAUUAGCGAUGAAAGCAAUGGGUUUGCCAACAUCAUUCACAUCGUCAUUGAUCGAACGGUCAAAACCUCAUCGUCGAACACGCUCAGGAUCAUUAUCUCAGGAACAAAUGACUGAAGAAUCGUCGUUUGACAAUGUCGAUUUGCCGAAUGAAGAUCUGUUUAAAACUGCACUAGAUGAUUGGCUCGAUUAUUGGAAUCGCGAUGGUUAUCAAUUAGCAACAGAUACAUGGACAGGUCAUUCUGAUGUUCAUAAUCGUUCAGAUGGAAAUGACACAUCACAUUCAUCGGACGAUUCAUUAUCUGAACAAGCUAUCACUGAUCUUUGGCGACAACAUUAUCUAACAACAUACGAUAAAAAUCUUCGAGAAUAUUGUUCUAAUCAUCAGUUAGAUUAUGAUGAAUUCGUCGAAUAUAUUUCUAGUGUUUACGGUGAGAAUGAUGGUGAUUUACGAACAAAAGCUGUUCACCGAAGUGAUUCUACAGAUGAACAAGAUGAUAUUCCUAAACGAAUGAAAACUGAUGCUCAUUCAAUUGAUGAACAAAAUGAAACAAAAAAUCAAUUCGAACAUCUCGGUCUCUACUUUACCGAUUCUAAUACAUCAUCGAAAAUCAAUUCAUCGUUAGUUGAAUAUACGAAAAACUGGAAACAUCUAUCCUAUGGUCUUGUUCUAAAACAAGCGAUUCGUUUACAUACACAAUGGAUGGAAGAUGAUAAGAUGGUUAUUGACGACGACGAAAAGAAAGACAAAAAAGGCAAGAAGAAAUCAAAACAACUUGUUCUUGACAAGAAAAAUAUUCCCGAAGAAUUCCAUAAUGAUCCAGAAUUGUUAAAAUAUUGGCUUCAACGUUAUCGACUCUUUGCCAAAUUCGACGAAGGCAUUGUUCUUGAUCGAGAGGGAUGGUUCAGUGUUACACCGGAAAAAAUUGCUCGUCACAUUGCUAAACGCUGUCGAUGUAACGUUAUUGUCGACGCUUUUUGUGGUGUAGGUGGAAAUACCAUUCAGUUUGCAUUUACGUGUGAAAAAGUUAUUGCGAUCGAUAUUGAUCCAAAGAAGAUCGAAAUGGCAAAAAACAACGCCCGAGUAUAUGGAGUUGAAGAUCGUAUUGAAUUCGUUCAAGGUGAUUUUCUUGAAAUAGCACCGACUUUAACCGCUGAUGUUGUCUACUUGAGUCCACCGUGGGGCGGUCCCGCUUAUGGUACGAUUGAACUAUUCGAUCUUGAAAAACAUAUCGAACUGAAUGGUUACCGAAUCUUCGAGGUGGCGAAAAAGAUCACACCUAAUAUUGCCUAUUUCCUUCCACGAAAUGUUAACGUUGAACAAGUAAUCUCAUUAAUGGAUGACAAAACACCGAUGGAACUCGAACAAAAUUUUCUGAACAACCGUUUAAAAACUAUAACUGCGUAUUUUGGUGAACUAGCUAAGCAAACGCAGUAUUGA